AAAACAAGAUCGCUUCACAUCUAAAGAAGAAUUAAAUGAGAUUGCCAAAUUACAAAGUGAAUCCAAGAUUGUCAGUCUACUGGAAGAAGAUAAAAGAAAAAAUAGAAAUGAUAAUAAUUCACUUGCUACUAAAAUAUUGUAUAAUGUUUUAUUUAAUGCUGAAGUAUCUAGUAACAUAUUACUUAAUGCUAAAGUGUCUAGUAACAUAUUACUCAAUGCUGAAUCAUCAAGUAACAUGUUACUUGAUGCUAAAGCAUCAAGUAACAUGUUACUCGAUGCUAAUGCAUCAUUACAAUCAUCCAAUAAAACUAUACAAAGCACUUCAUCACCCUCUAAUCUUGCACCAAUUCUACAUAUACAUCUAGAAGAAAUUAAUAAGUGGUUCCAAAUAGGAAAAUCAUCAAAAAAUAAUAUAUCAAUAUAUGAUUACCUACGCCUAUUAAGAUUAAGCUGA
Dentiscutata erythropus is the source of this 454-nucleotide messenger RNA. The record is from the annotation of a GenBank genome assembly. Lineage: Eukaryota; Fungi; Glomeromycota; Glomeromycetes; Diversisporales; Gigasporaceae.